This is a messenger RNA of Aureobasidium subglaciale EXF-2481, 900 nucleotides long. RefSeq lists its product as uncharacterized. NCBI's taxonomy places the organism in Eukaryota, Fungi, Ascomycota, Dothideomycetes, Dothideales, Saccotheciaceae. Bases 1 to 900 code for a protein of 299 amino acids. The record is from RefSeq and is a predicted model, not a curated record. The transcript has a single exon.
AUGGCAGCCUCAGUGUCCAACUCUACUUCACAAACAUCUCAUAACGAUACGACAUCAUCUCGUCAUCGUCGUUCGACGAUAUCUCUACACUCAAAACCUGGACUCGGUCUCAUUCGAACUAUUUCUCGCGAUUUGAUCACUGGGUGGCACACCACCACCGCUCUCCAAAAAGAACCUUUGGAUACCUUGACUCCCUCGACUGCACCGACAGGGAUCUACAAACCUCGUCACGCAGCACGAGACGCCAUGAAGAGCUGCCCUCUAAUCCCUCCCACCACCCCCACCAACCAAGAAACCUCCCAGAUGGAUCCAAGAGCAAGUUUCUCAUCCUUUGAAAACGCUCAAGCACGCGAACUCGACCUCCGCACACGUCAAGAUAGUGUAACACCCUCCUCGCCCACAAAACCACUCGCCCGCGUCCCAGCAGGUCUGAUUCCCGACCACUCCUUUGAUACCUGGACAGCAACUUGGGAAACCGCCUACGACGCCACCCAUUUCGCCAACCCUCCCUCUCCCUCUCCUGGCAUCACACGCAGUUUCACAGUCCCUGCUCUAAGCUCCAAAAAGCCCACUCGUCCGCCUCUCACAGGCCGUCUCUCCGUCACAGAUGCAGAGAUUAAGAAAUUUGUCUUUGGAGAUCGAGAGGAUAGGAAAAGGGGGUUUAGGGGGCCUGAGGAGUUUUUGGUGCCAGAGAAGGAGAGGAGGGGGAGUGAGGUGCCGAGUCUGGUGAGAAGCGAGGGGAGUUGUGGGAGCGGGGGAUUGGAAAAUCUGGAGGAGGGGAGCGAAGAGGAGGGGGAGGGAAAGGUGGAGGUUGAGCUGGAGUUGGAUGAGAAGAGGAAGGGGAGGGUGUUCGUUAGGGACGCUGAGGUCUUUUCAGAGGGGGACGUGCUUGUGGCGUAG